CUACGUAUCCGGCAUAUAUAUCCGCGAAACAACAGGACACCAUAACAUACCACAUACCAGUCAUCGGGCACACUAUGGCCGCACCGAUGGCACCGCCUGCCGUCGCCGACGACGAGAUCGUCUACGAGUCCAUGCCCCGCCUCCGCGUCUACAGGAAUCGAGUGGAGCGCUAUCCUGGCGCCGAUGACUUCGUAGCCGCUUCCGCCGACGUCAACGUCGCCGUCGCGUCCCGCGACACCACCAUCUCCGCCCGCGUCUCCGUGCGUGUCUACCUCCCACGGGCCCGGCUGGACGCGACCAAGAUCCCCGUGCUCGUGUACUACCAUGGCGGGGGGUUCUGCCUCUGCUCCGCCUUCGACUCCACCUACCACGCCUACCUCCGCAGGUUUGCCGCGCUCGCCGACGUCCUCGUCGUCUCCGUCGAGUACCGCCUCGCCCCCGAGCACCCCGUCCCCUCCGCGUACGCAGACUCGUGGGAGGCGCUGGCGUGGGUCGUCUCCCACCGUGCCGGCGGCGACGAGGACGAGCCAUGGCUGGCCGACCACGCCGACUUCUCCCGCCUCUACCUCGGCGGCGACAGCGCCGGCGCCAACAUCGCGCACCACAUGGCCAUGCGGGCGGGCGUGGAAAAAGGGCUCGCCCUCCGCGGCCUCGUCUUGAUCCACCCAUACUUCCUGGGGAGCGACGGGGUGGCCUCAGACGGCCUGGACCGGGCGGCGCGGGAGAGGCUAGGGUGGCUGUGGCGCGUCGCGUGCCCGGACACCAAGGGGGAGGACGACCCGCUGAUAAACCCGCUCGCCGACGGCGCGCCGGGGAUCCAGGCCCUGGCCUGCGGGCGCGUGCUCGUUUGCGUCGCCGAGGACGACGUGCUCCGCGACCGUGGCAAAGCCUACUACGACCGGCUGCUCGGGACGGGCGGGUGGCGCGGCGAGGCGGAGAUAUCGCAGGCGAGGGGCAAGGGGCACAGGUUCCACCUGUUCGACCCGUGCUGCAGCGAGGCCAUCGCGCAGGACAAGGCCAUCGGCGCCUUCCUCAACCCUGAAGGGCGGAGCCAAGUGUAGUUAUUUUUUGUUGACUAAAAAAAUAAGAUAUAUAUAUAUAUGUAUCUUAUUUUUUGUUGGCUAAAUUUGUAGUUAAUCUUCUUUUUGAAAUGUGUAAUUGUCCUAUAAACCGUAUGGAGGGAGUAGUAUUUCUUGUCUAUUUUGUUUGAAUGGUUGAGCCAUAGGUUCUACCACCAUCUGCGGGCCACCUAGCCUUGCCAGAAUUGAGAUCCUGGUGUGGUAUAUGGUAUACCUAGUUAGCAUGUCCCCAACAGUAG
This is a messenger RNA of Lolium perenne, 1318 nucleotides long. RefSeq names its product tuliposide A-converting enzyme 1, chloroplastic-like. The record is from RefSeq and is a predicted model, not a curated record. Lineage: Eukaryota; Viridiplantae; Streptophyta; Magnoliopsida; Poales; Poaceae. Gene Ontology annotation, molecular function: hydrolase activity.